This is a messenger RNA of Branchiostoma floridae (Florida lancelet), 6416 nucleotides long. RefSeq names its product titin homolog. NCBI's taxonomy places the organism in Eukaryota, Metazoa, Chordata, Leptocardii, Amphioxiformes, Branchiostomatidae. The record is from RefSeq and is a predicted model, not a curated record. The coding region runs from base 39 to 5807 and encodes 1922 amino acids. The transcript is spliced from 2 exons.
UCCAAUGCGCUCUUUACGGUCAGUAUCAACGCCGAAGAAUGGCCUCCAAAUUAACACUCAAGCAACAUCGUAACUUUACGUCCGCAGAAACCACUAAGGCUGAUCGUGAGACUGGUGAAAAAGAGAAAAACACAGAAACAAUUACGGGAGAGACAACAGUCGAAGAGACGGAAAAGACUGAGACCAUCACAGAAGAAAGUGUGAAAACCAAGAAAGAGGAAACUACGAAUGAGAUGUCCGUAACGCAGAAAGAGACGGAAAAGACAGAAUCCACAACAGAAGAGACUGUGACCGAGGUAUCAGCGAAGAAAGAGACCAAGAGAGAAGAAACAACAGUCGAAGGCGCCGAGAAGACUGAGACCAUCACAGAGGAGAGCUUAGAGAUAAAGAAAGAACAAACUGAGGUGGCAAAGGAGGAAAUCACGACGGAACAGACAGCAGCAGUCGUGGAAACGAAGAAGACUGAAGUUACCACGGAAGAAAGAGUUGAAAACAAGAAGGAAGAAACUGCAACGGAGGUUUCAAUGACGAAGGAAGAGACCGAUACUACAGAAACCACAACAGAAGAGACCACAGCAGUCGAAGAAACCGAGAAGACUAAGAUUUCUACGAAAGAGGAAGUAGAAAUAAAGAAGGAAGAAACUGUGACAGAGGAAUCAGCGAAGGAAGAGACCAAAAAGGAAGAAACCAAGAAAGAACAGACAACAGUCGAAGAAACGGAAAAGACUGAGACCAUCACAGAAGAGAGCAUAGAGACCAAGAAAGAACAAACUCAGGUGACAAAGGAAGAAACCACAAUGGAAGAGACGACAGCAGUCGAGGAAACGAAGAAGGCUGAAGUUACCACUGAAGAAAAAGUGGAAACCAAGAAAGAAGAAACUACAACGGAGGUUUCAAUGACGAAGGAAGAGACCGAGAGGACGGAAACUAAAACAGAAGAGAUGACAGCGGUCGAAGAAACUGAAAAGACUAAGAUUUCUACGAAAGAGGAAGUAGAAAUAAAGAAGGAAGAAACUGUGACAGAGGAAUCAGCGAAGGAAGAGACCAGAAAGGAAGAAACCAAGAAAGGAGAGACAACAGUCGAAGAAACGGAUAAGACUGAGACCAUCACAGAAGAGAUUGCCGAGAUCAAGAAAGAACAAACUCAGGUGAAAAAGGAGGAAACCAAAACGGAAGAGACAACAGCAGUCGAAGAAACGAAGAAGGCUGAAGUUACGACUAAAGAAAAAGAGGAAACUAAGAAAGAAGAAACUACAACUGAGGUGACGGUAACGCAGGUAGAGACCGAAAAGACAGAGACCACAACCGAAGAGACUAUAGCAGUCGAAGAAACUGAAAGGACUGAGACUUCGACGAAAGAGGAAAUAGGAACUAAGAAAGAGGAAACUACAGCUGAGAUGGCGGUAACGCAGGGAGAGACCAAAAUCGAAGAAACCAAUAAAGAAGAGACAACGGUAGCUCAAGAAACGGAAAAGACUGAGACCAUCACAGAAGAAAGCGCAGAGACCAAGAAAGAACAAACUGAGGUAUCAGUGACAAAAGAGGAAACCAAAAAGGACGAAACAAAGACAGAAGAAACGACUUCAGUGACAGAAGCCGAGAAGACUGAGGUUGUCGAGGAACAAAGCGUAGAGACAAAGACAAAAGAAAGUGUGUCUGAGGAGGUAUCAGUUACACAAGAAGAGACCAAAAAGGAAGAAUCAACAACGGAAGAGACGACAGCAGUCGACGAAACGGAGAAGACUGAAGUUACCACUGAAGAAAAAGUGGAAACUAAGAAAGAAGAAACUAAAACUGAGAUAACGCAGCAAGACACCAAAAAGGAAGAAACCUCAACAGAAGAGAUAGCAGUCAAAGAAACCGAGACUGAGGAAAAAGUGGAAACGAAGAAAGAAGAAACUACAACUGAGGUUUCAAUGACGAAGGAAGAGAGCGAAAAGACAGAAGCAAAGAAAGAAGAAACCACAGUAGUUGAAGAAACGGAGAAAACUGAAGCUAUCAUAGAAGAGAAAGCAGAAACCAAGAUAGAAGAAACUAUAGCUGAGAAGUCAGUGACGCAAGAAGAGACAAAAAAGACAGACACUAAAAAAGAGGAAACCAAAGUAGUUAAAGAAACCGAGAAAAUUGAGGUUGCCAAGGAAGAAACUGCGACCGAGGUUAAGAAAGAGGAUAAGGUAGAAACCAAGAAAGAGGAGACAGCAGUAGUUCAAGAAAAGGAGAAAACUGAAGUUACCAAGGAAGAAAGCGAAGAAACCAAGACUGAGGUAUCAGUGAAGGAGGAGGAAAAGACAGAAACCAAGACAGAGGAGACGACAGUAGUUAAGGAAACCGAGAAGAUGACUGAGGUUACGAAGGAAGAUAGUGUAGAAACAAAGAAGGAAGAAACCGAGACCGAGGUAUCAGUUAAGGAAGACGAAAAGACAGAAACCAAGAAAGAGGAGACAACAGCAAUCACAGAAGCUGAAAAGACUGAGAUUACCAAGGAAGAAAGUACAGAGACAAAGAAAGAAGAAACUAAAACUGAAGUGUCGGUGACGCAGGAAGAGGCCGAAAAAACGGAAGAGACAAAAUUAGUCGCAGAAACGGAGAAGACACAAGAAGAGACGAAAAAGGCAGAUACCAAGAAAGAAGAGACUGUAGAAGAAACUAAAGAAGAAGAUGCUAAAAUAGAAACCAAGGUGGAGGAGACCAAGGAAGAGAGUGUAGCAGCUAAAAAGGAUGAAACCGUUACUGAGGCGAUAUCUGUGUCACAAGAAGAGACUGAAAAGACUGAAACUAAGAAAGAAGAGACAACAAUAGUCCAGGAAGAGUCCACCAAGAAAACUGAAGUUACUUCAGAAGAGAAGGUAGAAACGAAGGAAGAAACUGCGACUGAAGUGUCAGUUAAAGAAGAGGAAAAGACAGAAACCAAGAAAGAAGAGACGACAGCCGUCACGGAAGCCAAGAAGACUGAGGUUACGAAGAAAGAGAGUGUAGAAACCAAGAAGGAAGAAACUGCGACUGAUGUAUCUGUGAAGGAGGAAGAAAAGACAGAAACCAAGAAAGAAGAUACUGCAAUAGUUGAACAAACUAAGAAGACUGAAGCUACCAAGGAAGAGAGUGUAGAAACUAAGAAGGAAGAAACAACGACUGAGGUGUCAGUUAAAGAAGAGGAAAAGACUGAAACCAAGAAAGAAGAGACGACAUCAGUCAAGGAAGCCGAGAAGAUUGAGGUUACGAAGGAAGAGAGUGUAGGAACCAAGAAGGAAGAAACUGCAACUGAGGUAUCUGUGAAGGAGGAGGAAAAGACAGAAACCAAUAAAGAAGAUACUGCAGUAGUUGAAGAAACUAAGAAGACUGAAGUUACCAAGGAAGAGAAAGUGGAAACCAAGAAGGAAGAAACUACGACUGAGGUAUCAGUGAAAGAAGAGGAAAAGACUGAAACCAAGAAAGAGGAGACGACAGCCGUCACGGAAGCCGAGAAGACUCAGGUUACGAAGGAAGAAAGUGUCGAAGCAAAGAAAGCAGAGACUGUAGCAGCCACAGAGGCCGAGAAGACUGAACUUACCACGAAACAGACUGUAGAAACCACAAAGGAAGAAACUGUGACUGUGGCAGUGUCCGUGUCACAAGAAGAAGCUGAAAAGACAGAAAGUAAGAAGACGGAGACUACAGUAGCCAAAGAAACCAAGAAGGCUGAGGUUACUAAGGAGGAGAAAGUGGAAACAAAGGAAGAAACUACAACUGAGGUAUCAGUAACACAGAAAGAGACAAUGAAGGAGGAAACGAAGAAAGAAGAGACAGCAGCUGUAGUCACAGAAGCCAAAGAGACUGACGUUACCACGGAAGAUAGUGUAGAAACCCAAAAGGACAAAACUGUGACACAAGAAGAGACUGAAAAGGCUGUAGCUACUAGGACGGAAGAGACAACAGUAGUCGAAAAGGCUGACGUUACAGCGAAGGAGGAGGUAGAAACCAAGACGGAAAUAACUGCAACCAAAGAGAAGGAAGAGGGAAAGGCAGAGACCAAGACAGAAGAGUCCAAAGAAGUCAAAGUUGCCGAGAAGGCUGUGGUUACCAAAGAAGGAAAAGCUGAAACGAAGGACGAAACUGCUAAGGAAACCUUAGACCAAAAGAAAGAAACCAAGAAAGAGGAAACGACAGAUGUCAAAGAGACAGGAAAGAUUGAAGUUACCACGCAACAGAGUGUAGACACUAAGAAGGAAGAAACUGCCACAGAGGUAUCAUUGACAAACGAAGAAGCCACCAAGUCAGAGACCAAAACCGACGAGACAACAGCAGUAGCCCAAGUAGUCGGAAAGACUGAGAGUGCCAAGGAAGAAAAGGUUGAAACAAAGGAAGACAUGAAGGUAUCAGUGACGACGGAAGAGACUGGAAAGGAAGAAAGCAAGAAAGAAGAGACAGAGGUAGUCGCACAGGCCGAGAAAAGUACAGUUACCGCGGAAGAGAGCGUAGAGAUAAAGAAGGAAGCAACAGCAACUGAGAUAUCCGAAACGCAAGAAGAGGCCAAAAAGGUAGAAACCAAGAAAGAAGAGACAGCCAAAGCUACUAGCAGCGAGAAAACAGACGUUACGAAGGCCUCGGAAAAGACAGUAGACGAAAUUAAGACGGAAACCAAGAAAGAAGAGGCGAAAGCAGCUGUUAAGACGGAGAAGACCGAACUUACUGCACAAGAGGCUAAUCAGUUGACAACGAAGGAUGCCGUUAAGGGAGAAUCAAAGACUAAAGAAGUCAAUGCUGCAGUCGAAGAGACCAAAGCAGUUGACGUAAAGGUAGAAGAGAAAAGGGCACAAAGCAGUACAUCAGUAGACAUUAAGACCGAAAAAUUGGAAAAGGGGGAUGCGGUGAGCAAAAAAGAGGAGUCGGCUAAAUCAGUGGCAACCAAAGAGGAGCUGUCUGUAUCUACCAAGAAAGCACAACUAUCCGUAAAUGGAAUCCAAACGAUAGAGCAAGCAAUGGUAUUCAAAUCACAGGUGGUAAAGUUGACGUCAGAAAUGAAAACAAAGAUGACAUCGAUCACUACCACUAUUUCUAAACAGUCCGUAUUUGCAAGCACCACUAUCACAAUCGUGGUGACGACAUCCAGUGUGCUCAGCGUCCAGACCUCCGUCACUCGCGCCAAGUUCUCUUGCGUAGAGACGGCGACCGAGGCCGGAGCCUGGUGUGCGAAAGUCAACGACGACAAACAGUUUCUUCUGAUCGACCUGGAGUCCGCUCAGCUGGUCACCGGGAUCGUCACACAGGGGAGGAACUCCAGCCCGGACUGGCCGGGGGGACCGACACAGCAGUGGGUGACGUCAUACACACUGUCGUACGGUUUGGAGAACGGAGAUGAAAUAGAGUACAAAGAUGCCAAUGGAGAAGUUGUGGUAUUCAAGGGCAACGUCGAUACCGAUACACCUGUCAGUCAUUCCUUCAAAACAUACAGCGGCACAUUCACGGCACGAUUCGUCAAGAUUCGCAUGGUCAGCUGGCAUGAGCACAUCGCAAUGCGGGCUGAGGUCAUCAUCGAGAAAGCAAAGACGUCUUCCAAGACGUCUGCCUCGUCUCAAGCAAAGGAGAAGACGUCCACUAGCAUACCAACUGGGCUACUGGCGAAAGGUUUUGCCUUCUUCACCUCCAAGGUCAAGACCAAGGUGCAAAAAUUCACAUUCGGAGAGGCUACUACAACAACGAAGACAACUGCGACAAAGGUGACCACUUCCAAACGCAAGAAAAAGAGCUCGCGCAAGAAGAAGGCUGAAACGUCCACCUUACGUGUAACCCAACACCACAGCUCAAUGGCAAGUCUAAGUGGCAUGCUUUAGAUACUAGGAUACUGGGAAAGUGCUGUUGAACAGAUAUGUCUUUAUAAUAUGUUGGGGUAUCGAUCGUUUAUCGAUCGUUUAUCGAUUAUCGUUGGUCAGAACUAUUUGUCUAGGCCACAUCCAUGUAACAUGAGUAAACCGCCCUCCACCGGUAGGGCCCAUAGAACAUGGAAGAAGCUUGAUGACUCACCUACCACCGAGUCUGGGAACAGCAUACUAAGUAAGCGAUAGGAUAAUUUGACUGAAAUUUAGAUUUGGACAAAGGGAUGAUACGCAGAUGCAUAUCGUUGCACUGGGCUACUAGAGGGUGAAUAAUAGAAGUCAGGGAAGAGAAUUGCCAAGGAACAGUCAGACCUAGAUAAAGGAAGGGACAGAGGAAAAAGGUUGCUGAGUACUGGUGGGCAGGGUGUUAACAAUAUAAAACUGAUGAAACUGGUUUAAUGUGGCUUGUGACCGGAGGUGGCUGCGUGCGCCCGGUGGUUGCCCGAUAUUGUGAUACACUUAAUUGGUAAGUUGAACAAGCUUUAAGAUAUCCAAUAUUGGUUAUGAAUAUGCAAUUGGUACUAAUGUAUGGUUAGAAGGUUCAAACAAAGCAAUUUCAUGCAAUUU